GGGAAGGUGUCUACCGGAAAUCUGUCUAUCUCACAUUGCUCAGAAUUCAAUGGCGAAUUUUUGUGGCUAUUUAGAAGUUUAAAAAUAUGUGAAAUGGAAAGUGUCCUUAUUGCAACAGGUCCUUUUACUUCUGUUCCGUAAGUCCAGAGUUAAGCUUAUGAGACACUUUUCUACUCAAAAUGAAUUUAAUAUCUGAGAUCCUCAGAAGCCUUGUCAAGUAAGUAUGCACAAUUCAUCUAAAUUAAUGCUUUCUGAGUCAACUGCACGUAGAGAAAAUACAUUAAUUGAGAAGAAACUACAUCUGCCUCUUGUAGAUAAAUCAAGCAUAUUAUUGAUCCUUGACGACGGUGAUAUUUUAAAAAUCGGACCACACGACUAUCCUGAUUAUUAUACUGAAGAACUAUGCCAUCCAAAAGAUUAUAUUAUAUCUGAUAAGCCAAUUCCAUUUGAAGGUAUUAUGCAUUGUGGUGGACUUCAUCAUCGAUUAAUUGCUAGACUUAGUGUCAAAUUAAGUGAAAAAGAAUAUUUACCAUUAUCAUUUUUGGUCGAUACCGGUGCAGGUCAUUAUUUAUAUUUUUGUAAAAAAGCAAGAACAAUUUUAUAUGAUAAAAAAGUACUUCUGAAAAAUGGUGCCGAAAAUGACUAUAUUAAAACACAAGGUAAAUUCAUUCCAUGGCAAUCAACACCACAUACAUUCGAACCAGCAAAUAGCAUUGGUCUUGGUUUAAUUUUUCAAUGGAAUGGUCUCGUUCUUAAUUUUAAAGAAUCAAUAUUUUCGUUUGGCAGUGAUCGAUUAGAACACUUAUAG
Didymodactylos carnosus is the source of this 808-nucleotide messenger RNA. The record is from the annotation of a GenBank genome assembly. Lineage: Eukaryota; Metazoa; Rotifera; Eurotatoria; Philodinida; Philodinidae.